Molecule: messenger RNA, 324 nt
Organism: Symbiodinium sp. CCMP2456
Lineage: Eukaryota; Dinophyceae; Suessiales; Symbiodiniaceae
Source: the annotation of a GenBank genome assembly
GACUUUGUGCCGGGCUUCGUCUCGAACACGAAAGACCCAGCGGUGUUGACAGUGGAGCGCUUCAUGUAUCAGAACGGCUUUCUUUCCAUCCAAGAGCCCGAUUCUGCCGGCUGGCCUCCGCUUUGCUAUGCGGCCCUGGAUGGCAGCCCCAUGCUGGUGGCGAGCCUUUUGGAGCAACGAGCCGAGGUGAACAGCUGCAGCACCAAGUACGACAAGCUCUUCAACUUCCCUUCCAGGAUGAGCGCCCUGUCGAUCUGCGUGGCGCUGAUGAACAACGACGCCUGCCGAGUGCUGAUCGACGCCAAGGCAGACCUUCACGCGGAG